Molecule: messenger RNA, 351 nt
Organism: Trichomonas vaginalis G3
Lineage: Eukaryota; Parabasalia; Trichomonadida; Trichomonadidae
Product: ribonuclease kappa family
Exons: 1
Coding region: 1-351 (116 amino acids)
Source: RefSeq, a predicted model, not a curated record
AUGUGUAAGUGCUGCAUUGCAACAUACACUAGCGUUGGAUGUGCUGCGUGUUAUAUAGUUAUUUCAGUAUGGGGUAUUGUUAUGCUUGGCAUCAUGGCGCUUCUUUUCGGACCAAUUGGCCAUCCUGGUAAUAUUGGUGAUCUUGUUCACACAGACAAGGAAAAUUGCAGGACAUUAUGGAUCAAUGUUAUCUUAUAUUUCGUCCUUUGCGUAUUAUGCACAUUUACCCUCUUCUACCGCUUAAAACAUCCAUUCCAAGAAGAGAAAGUAGUUGAUGAGGAAGAUUCAGAAGAAAUUCUUGGCAUUAAAGAUGAACAACCAGCCCAAGAAAAGGUUGAAGACAGAAAAUAA